AUGCGUCCUCUCCCGACUCAGCUAUCCCGUCAAAUCAGAAACCCUAAUCUGAACAAGUUCACAGCUCUAAGCUUUACCGCUUCGCAACGCACCUCGUAUCGCACUAUGUCUACCGACAAAGGCGAGCUCAAGAUCGAGAACACGAAUAUCCAAACUGCACCAGGCGUGGAUCUUUCCGAACGCCAACAGACUCUCGUCGGUAGCGUCCUCGACCUUUUCGCCGGCCGACCAUCCCUAGCAAAGCUCCAGCUCUGGCAAGAUGAGGGAGAGUUCAUCGACCCAUUGACUAUUGCCAAGGGCCGCAAGCAAUACGAGGCACAGUGGUAUGGUCUACAGACUGCAUUCUCGGAGAUUGAGAGGUUGUCCCACGAGGUCAAGACCAAUGGCAAUCCGAUUGAGAUGGAUAUGAAGACAAGAUAUGUCGUGAAGGGUAUUGGCAAGGAACAGGUCAUUGCGAGCAAGAUCUUGAUCCACCAGGAUGGCGACAAGAUCUCGAAGGUGGAGGAUAGGUGGGAUGGAAAGCUGCCAGAGAGUUCGAUUGCUCAGUUCUUCCAGCGUGUCAACGCGAAUACUGUCCCGCUCAUGGUCGGCGUGCCCAAGAAUGCGGAGGAAGAUGCGAAGAAGGGCAACCAGUGA
Fulvia fulva is the source of this 636-nucleotide messenger RNA. RefSeq lists its product as uncharacterized. The transcript has 2 exons. The record is from RefSeq and is a predicted model, not a curated record. Bases 1 to 636 code for a protein of 211 amino acids. NCBI's taxonomy places the organism in Eukaryota, Fungi, Ascomycota, Dothideomycetes, Mycosphaerellales, Mycosphaerellaceae.